This is a messenger RNA of Neopsephotus bourkii (Bourke's parrot), 1942 nucleotides long. It is a transcript of the gene LRIT2, whose product is annotated as leucine rich repeat, Ig-like and transmembrane domains 2. The transcript has 3 exons. Lineage: Eukaryota; Metazoa; Chordata; Aves; Psittaciformes; Psittacidae. The coding region runs from base 1 to 1710 and encodes 569 amino acids. The record is from RefSeq and is a predicted model, not a curated record. Gene Ontology annotation, molecular function: protein binding.
AUGGACCCCAUUUGUCAUAUUUUUCUUCUUCUUCUGGCCUUCCAUGAGAUAAACUUGUCUGUUUCAUCUUGUAUCACAGGAUGCUCUUGUUCUCAAGACAGCUUUGGAAGGAGUUUGCUUUGUAUGUCUGCACUGCUGAGGCAGAUCCCUGCAAACAUCCCUCAGGACAUCCGGAAAAUUAGAAUAGAAAAUUCUCACCUAACAGAAUUACCUCGUGGUUCUUUUGAGAAUGUUAGUGCCUUGGAGUAUCUCUGGCUCAAUUUUAACAACAUCACAGUGAUGCACAUCAAGAGCCUGGAAUAUCUGCCAGCUCUGAAGGAGCUGCGCUUGCAAGGAAACAAAUUAAGUUCUGUGCCAUGGACAGCAUUUCAAGACACCCCAGCUCUGAAAAUCCUGGAUCUGAAGCACAACCGGCUGGAUGUCCUUCCAGAACAUGCGCUCCGCUAUCUGCCUAACCUGACCUAUUUAGAUCUAUCCUCAAAUCAGCUUACUGUCAUAUCCAGGGAUGUCUUCUACAGCUGGCCGGUCUAUCAGAGAAGCCAGAAGGGAGAGGGGCACAUAGAAGAUAUUUCCAACGCUGUCCUGGCUCUUCAUGACAACCCCUGGAUUUGUGACUGCCGCCUGCGGGGAUUUGUCCAGUUUAUCAAAUCAGUUGGCCCACCUAUUAUUCUCAUGAAUUCCUAUUUAACUUGCUCAAGUCCGAAAUUCAGGGCAGGGAAGUUUUUUUAUGAAGUGGAGCUCAACAGCUGCAUGAAGCCCCUGACCUCAGCCCUUGACACAAACCUGACAGUCCCAGUGGGGCUGAACGUCACCCUGACCUGCUUUGUGCAAGCCAGCCCUGCCCCAGCUGUCUGGUGGACCUAUUCACUCAAACUUUUAAGGGCAUUUAAUGUGUCCACAGAGCCCAUCAGUGAGGACAUUGUGCGCUCAGAGCUGCUGAUCCCAGCAGCACGGCCAGCAGAUGCUGGCAACUACACCUGCACAGCUGCUAACUUCUUGGGCAACACCUCAGUGGCCAUCAAUCUCCAUGUGCGGUCCCCGUGGGCAUCCACAACCACCACCACCCCGGACUGGGCCCCCAUUGGCCCAGCUGAGUCGGGAGCCCACGUAGAAGUGCGCAUCGCCAAGCAGACAGUCUAUGGCAUCACCCUGGAGUGGUUUGCAGUGGCAGCAGCAGCAGCCGAGCCAGGGGAGACCUGGUACACCCUCCUGGUGGGCCGCUAUGAUGCAGCACAGAAGGACGCCAUCUACAUUGGCCCCGGUAUCAACACCUACUCGGUGACCGACCUGCUGCCUGCCACCAAGUACGAAGUGUGUGUGGCUGUACGCAAUCAGGCACCUCGCAAGGGCCAGUGCGUCGUCUUCGUCACGGGCAGCGACAUCAGCCAGCUGGAGCAACGUGAGAAGCUCAUCCACAUCGUGGUCAUCGUCUGCGCCAUGGUGCUGGCUGUGCCCGCUGGCAUGUACGCUUGCACUGCCGAGGCCCGCCCUGGCUGCCUGGCCCGCUGCCCCAGCAUGUGCCCCCGCCGCCGCCGCGGGGGCCAGGCCCAGGCUGCGGGCAGCAAGGAGAGCACUCUGGACAGCCUGCCCGCUGGCAGCGAGGAUGGGCUCUGUCUCCCUGAGGGCGGCCGCAGCACCGGGCGGCCCCAAGCCCGUGACGAGCCUGGCAAGACCCGGCCACCCCACAGGAACAGCGCUGACCUCUACUAGCCCAGCCGUGCCCGCCCUGCCGGUCUGCAGUGGCACCUUUUAGAGGUGACCUCAAUCCACAGCACGUGCUGGUUUGUUUGAGGGACUGUGCAAAGGAGGCUCCGUGCUGCAAGGACUCAGGGCAUGGUUGGGCACACCACUGGAACUGCAGCAGGCUUGGGAAGUGCUGAGAACAGGGGCGCUAAAGGUUUGUGGCUGUAAGCCCACAGCCCAGGUCUGCCUCUGCAGCACU